Molecule: messenger RNA, 519 nt
Organism: Daucus carota subsp. sativus
Lineage: Eukaryota; Viridiplantae; Streptophyta; Magnoliopsida; Apiales; Apiaceae
Product: bZIP transcription factor 27
Exons: 3
Coding region: 1-519 (172 amino acids)
Biological process (GO): positive regulation of DNA-templated transcription
Cellular component (GO): nucleus
Molecular function (GO): DNA-binding transcription factor activity
Source: RefSeq, a predicted model, not a curated record
AUGGAAGAAAUUUGGAAGGACAUUCCUAAUCUCUCCUCUCUUGGAAAUCCAAACAAUACUUUUGAUGGUGUGAAGCUCCAAGAAUCAGCCUUUCUGAAUCCCAACUACAACCUCAACCCUGUCUUGCUCCCUGCAUCUAACAAUGUUGUGUUGUUGACACCACAACCAAACUCAUUUUCAUCAUCAUCAUGUCAUCAACCAAUGACGCUGGAAUUGUGCAUGCAGAGUAGUGGUAGUAGUGCGAGGAGGAAAAGAUUUUCAAUAUCUCGUGAAAAUGAUGAUCAAAACAACAUUUCCAGUUCCUCCCCAACUCAUCGCUGUAACCAGCGUCUGAUCAAGAACCGGGAGUCCGCUGCUCGCUCAAGGGAUCGAAAACAGGCAUAUACAGCUCAGCUGGUACAGCAACUCCAAACCUUAAAAGCUGAAAAUGCCAAGCUAAAAAUGAAGCAACAGUUACAUGAGGCAGCUCAAGCUCUAAAGAAGCACACUCUAAAACGCUCAGCAAGUUGUCCAUUUUGA